UUGCUGUGAAAUUUCAAUUAAUUUAAUAUACAUACUACGUAUGAUAUUCGAUCAAUUGGAAAGUGUGAUCUUUAACUUAAAAUUGAAAACAAAAAAUAGUCUAACUAUUUACAAAUAUUAAAUAUUUAAUUCAACAUAUAUACUCGUAUAUAAAAGAAAUAAACAUGCACGGUAUAACCCACUUAUAUCGGCAGCAUGCUGUCGAAAAGCAGUUGAGCGCAGACAGCGCUUGUUCGACCCAUCAUAAUCACCAUAACAACCAUUCACCUUUUGGCGCACGUCACAGUUACCCACGUGACAGCAUCAGCUACGAUAGCAAUGAUUCGUGCAGUAACAAUGACAUAGCCGAUCGUUUGCAUAGCGUUGACUCGGGUAGCAGUUCAGGUUCGUCGACCAACUCCAAAUCACCGAAUUGGUCGCAAGAAAAGGUAAUCGAUAAAUUAGUACAGUCCUCCAGUCCUCAACCAGUACCCGAGGGCAAUAAAUCGCUCAACAAUCACUACCGCAACUCGCCAUCGAAUGCCAGCAAUAUGACACGCAGUUCCUACGACAGUUACAACAAUAGUUUCAAGCGCACCUGCUCCAAACGUAACUAUUUCGAUCGAUCUCAUAGUCCAGCCGUUUAUGCAAGCCUACGACGUUAUCCGAAUGACUACAACGGCUCGCCGCCAGUCUAUGCCACACAGGGUGGUUACUUCCCACAUGAUCUCGAUGACAUCUAUGAAUCGCAAGCCGAUCAUCAGUACUUUACGCAUACGGGUGCGAGCAGUGCACGUACACCUGAACGCCCGACCAUCAAUUCGAUCUUCCAUAGAGUUGGCGCUGCUUACACGUCGCUGGACGAUUAUACAUCACCAACGCGUCACUCGUUGGACAAUAGUGGUGGUAGUGGUGCGUCACACAAACAUCGUUUCGAUAAUAGCAGUUUUGCAAAAAGUUUGAGCACAAAUGAGGAUAGUGAUAAUUCGUUGCCGCGUGAGCAUAAGAAGUCAAAGGAACAUCAGCACCAUCAUCAUCACCAUCAUCAUUCAAUACAGGAAAUGUUGAAGCAGUUUUCCAAGAAGGUGCACAUUUGGCCACGCAAAUCACACGACACGAACAGUGUUUGCACUUCGCCACAAAAUGAUCCACAAGAGAAUUUCCGUUCGCGUUCGAAGAGUUUGGAUGUGAACACGCUGAGUCGACCGAAUCGGAUAUUGGAGGAUUGUGGCGCGACAUACAAAAUCUACGAGAGAAUCGUGAAAGAAGGUGCUCAUAUGCGACGCGCCUCAGCCGAUUUGGAGAAACGACGUGCUUCUUUGGGUGCAGCUAGUCGAGGCUUACGUGGUGAUGGCACUUUGGAUCCACAUCAUGCCGCCAUAUUAUUCCGUGAUUCCAGAGGGUUGCCAGUCGCUGAUCCGUUCCUAGAAAAAGUGAACCUCUCUGAUUUCGAAGAAGACGACUCACAGAUUUUCGUGAAAUUCUUCCGUUUCCAUAAGUGCUAUGACCUGAUACCAACCUCCGCUAAACUGGUUGUUUUCGAUACACAAUUGCUGGUGAAGAAGGCCUUCUAUGCGCUCGUGUAUAAUGGUGUGCGUGCAGCACCACUCUGGGACUCACAGAAACAACAAUUUGUUGGCAUGUUAACCAUAACGGAUUUCAUAAAAAUUCUACAAAUGUAUUAUAAGUCACCGAAUGCAUCAAUGGAACAGUUGGAGGAGCACAAAUUGGACACAUGGCGAAGUGUGUUGCACAAUCAAGUUAUGCCAUUGGUUAGCAUCGGUCCGGAUGCUUCACUCUAUGAUGCCAUUAAAAUUCUCAUACACAAUCGUAUACAUCGAUUGCCGGUCAUUGAUCCGGCGACGGGCAAUGUUUUGUACAUAUUAACGCAUAAACGCAUACUAAGGUUCCUCUUCUUAUAUAUUAACGAAUUACCAAAGCCCUCGUAUAUGCAGAAAACCCUACGUGAUUUAAGGAUCGGCACAUACGACAACAUUGAGACUGCGGACGAGAACACAAGCAUUAUAAUGGCGUUGAAAAAAUUUGUGGAGCGACGAGUGUCAGCUUUACCGCUAGUAGAUUCGGAAGGACGGCUAGUGGAUAUUUACGCGAAAUUCGAUGUGAUUAAUUUGGCCGCCGAGAAGACCUACAACGAUUUGGAUGUGUCCCUGCGCAAAGCAAACGAACACCGCAACGAAUGGUUCGAAGGUGUGCACAAGUGCCGAUUAGACGAAACACUCUACACAAUUAUGGAACGCAUUGUACGCGCCGAAGUUCAUCGUUUGGUCGUUGUUGAUGAAAAUCAGAAAGUGAUUGGCAUUAUUUCACUAUCCGAUAUACUGUUGUACCUGGUAUUACGCCCCAGUGGCGAAGGUUUGGGCAUCUCUGAGAACUCGCUACGCGCCUCAGAUCCUGUUUUGCGACGUAAAUCGUCCGAUGACGAAGACGCCGAUACAAAAUCAUCGGGCAGUCGUAGUAUUAUUGAAGAUAUACCCGAGGAAGAGCCAGCCGUGGUGAUAACGGCGCCAGCGCCUCAAAUAGGAAAAGAAUUCGACGCGGCAAACGUCACCACGUCCGGCAAACGUCGUGAGUCGAAUGUGGAUAUUGAUGCCUCAACACAAAAGCAGAAUGGUGAUAGUAAUCCCGCUGAAGUGUCCUUUGCCGCCGAGGCGGAAGAAGAUCCUGGAGAUGAUGGCGUGCCAGAUGCCGACAUCGAUGCUGAUGCAGAUGGUGACAAUGAUGAUGAUGUGGUAACUGGGCAAUAUGUCGAUCGAAAGAAAUCGCUUGGCGCGACGACGGACGAGGACACAGAAUUGGAAACAGCCGCGUCGGCAGCCUCAGCAUUGGGUGGUAUGCCCACAAGGACGGCGCGUGAAAUGGCGCUUGUUAGUGAAUAAAUUUAUAAUAUAUAUACAUAUACAUAUUUCAAGCUACAAACAUAUACAUACAUACAUACAUAUUUUAAGUAUGCGUUUUUUAGUCAGCAAAUUACAAACAAAAGAUUUGAUAAACUUGAUUGUUGCUAUAAAUGCUUCAAAGCCUUACAAAACAAAACAAAACAAACAAACCAAACAAAAAAAAAACAAAAUGCAAAAAAAAAACAAAAAGAAAAACUAAGAAACGAAAUAACAUAAUGUUCGACUAGAGUGUUUAAGAUUGUAGAUAAAAUGUGUGUAAAAACUUCAAAGGAAGCGACAGUGAGUCGCUGGCGCUCAUGCGAGUGGGGCAAUGCAAAAACUUUUGUAUGUAUAUCGAAAGUUGCAUCAAACGAAUACAGAGGCACACUCACACUCGUUAAACAAGAGUAAAAGCAGGUGUAAUAAGCAAGCUUUUAAACGAGCUUUACAAAUUCUUAUAUUUAAACAAAGAAAAAUAGUUUUGUAAUUUAAGUAGAAAUUAUUGGUAAACAGCAACGCAAAAUAAAAUAAAGCUAAAGAAAAAAUAAAAAAAUAAAAAUUAAAAUAAAAGUAAAAGAGUCUGCUUGUAAAAUAGAAAAUCAUGAAAAUUUAACAAAUUAUUAGAAAUUAUGUUAAAUGUAAAUCAUCUGAAGAAGGUACAGUAUAAUGCAUUAGCUGCUAACUGUAAGUUAAUAUUCGCCAUGAUAAGAGAGGAAAGUGAGACAAAGGAAACUGGGCGUGUGAAUAACUGCAUACAAAUAACUGUGACAUUUGUAACUAACAACUACUACACAUACAAAUUCAUACACACACACACACACUGUUAUGGAAAG
Anastrepha ludens (Mexican fruit fly) is the source of this 3709-nucleotide messenger RNA. Its product is annotated as 5'-AMP-activated protein kinase subunit gamma-1-like. The transcript is spliced from 9 exons. The record is from RefSeq and is a predicted model, not a curated record. NCBI's taxonomy places the organism in Eukaryota, Metazoa, Arthropoda, Insecta, Diptera, Tephritidae. Bases 165 to 2876 code for a protein of 903 amino acids.